CAAAAGGAAGUGAAGAUCAAGCCAAAUACUUGCUACGUUCAACAUCCAUUGCAAUCGCCACUGCAGCAGCAGCAACAGCAAAUGCUGCCGGCCACAACAACGAUUGAAAUUGCGUCUCAUCAAAUAGUGCCAGUUCUGGAGUCGCAGCACCAGCAACAGCAUCACGCGCACAAUCAUUUACCAUCGAAUGGACAACACGUCAGCGCCGGUAAUGUCAUUUUGUCACAAAAUCGCACCAAUUUAGCGUCCGCUUCAGCUUACAAUGCGCAACGGAUUCUCGUGCAUAAUGCACCGUCCCGAGCCACAGUUGCCCAGCCGUAUAGGAAGAAGAGAACCCCCGCCACAGCGCAAGCUAUUCUUCCCAACAGGACGAGUGUACGGGUGCAGAAACUGGUCGCUAGCGGGCAACCGCCGUGCGCAUGCUGCAAGAAUGGUUUUCUACUAGCCCGUCGUCGAAGCCGCUUGCCCCGUUAGCCGAGGUUCCGCGAUACAUGGAAACGCUACUGAUGUGACGGAGUAGCAGCUUUUGUCUCUUGUUCCAGCGUUUGGAGUAGAAGAGACACGUUUGAUUUUGAACCGAAAUUUGUUCAAUUUUAAUUGUCCCAUGCUUUGCUUCAAUUUACAAGUUAAAGCUGGUUUUACAUUGAAGACAUUAUCAAACUGUAUCAAAUACAGGCGAACUCAACAUGAAUUACAAUAAGUUUUCAGUUGGCAUAGUUUACGCUAGGAAGAAGCGUAUUGAUUCGUUUUUUACGCAGCAAUUUAGCGUCAACCGAAUUUGUGACGUGCAUCUCUGCUAUACGAAUAACUGAACUGUAAUUGGAAAUUUAGAAUACUCUUACCGGGGCUGCUGUAGGUGGAUUAUUUGUUCAACGAAUGUUGAUCAUUUUUGUGUGCAGUACCGAUAGCGCAAAUAUUUGCUGUGUGUUGGAAACAAUGUAUUUUAAGUUACGUGAAAUAAAAUAAACGAAAAACUUUG
Messenger RNA from Anopheles bellator, 979 nucleotides. RefSeq lists its product as uncharacterized. The record is from RefSeq and is a predicted model, not a curated record. The coding region runs from base 82 to 474 and encodes 130 amino acids. NCBI's taxonomy places the organism in Eukaryota, Metazoa, Arthropoda, Insecta, Diptera, Culicidae. The transcript is spliced from 2 exons.